Messenger RNA from Onthophagus taurus, 2689 nucleotides. Its product is annotated as NF-X1-type zinc finger protein NFXL1. The record is from RefSeq and is a predicted model, not a curated record. Gene Ontology annotation, cellular component: nucleus. Lineage: Eukaryota; Metazoa; Arthropoda; Insecta; Coleoptera; Scarabaeidae. Gene Ontology annotation, biological process: regulation of DNA-templated transcription. Gene Ontology annotation, molecular function: RNA polymerase II transcription regulatory region sequence-specific DNA binding; zinc ion binding; DNA-binding transcription factor activity, RNA polymerase II-specific.
UUAACAAUGACGUUUCGUUAUUCGUACACGUUAACUCCUUAUGAUUUUUAAGCAUCAAGAUAUUGAUUUUGAUAUUCUCAUUUUUAAGCUUAAAAAUGAGUGAUGUUAAAUGGAAAUCGUCGAAACAACGGGGACCAUGGUCGAUAACGAACCAAAAUCAGGCGAAAAAAUCCGCGGAUAAUCAUAACCUGAAAAAAUCCGAACUAAAAUUUAAAGAGGCUACAACAAAAUUUCAAGCGGCCGCUGAAAAACACGCGAAAGAUUACGAUUCUUCAUCAGAAGAGGAAGAUUUGGAAUCAAAAAAUGUUAUAGAUGGCAUCUUUAAAUUUUACACCCAAAAAGGUCAAGAAAUUGAAAAUUUGGGGAGGACUAAAGGAUAUGUUGAAGAUUCAUUUAUAUCGGGGGCAAUUACCUGUCUUAUUUGCAUAUCCAGUGUGAAACGAAACGAUGAGAUUUGGAAUUGUUCCGAAUGUUACUGCUCAUUUCAUCUUGAAUGUAUACAACGUUGGUCAAAAGAUAGUAUUGUUCAAAAGAAAAACGUUUUAGAAGGUCAAAUAAUAACUAAACAAAUAAAAUUAGUAUGGUGUUGCCCAAAAUGUCGACGUGAAUAUCUCCCAGAAGACACCCCAACACACUACACAUGUUUCUGUACGAAAACGAUCAAUCCAAAAUUUCAAUCACUUCUAAUUCCACAUUCUUGCGGGGAAAAAUGCGGAAAACAACUCAAACCGAUUUGUGGGCAUGAAUGUUUAUUGUUAUGCCACCCCGGACCAUGUCCACCAUGCCCAAUAACAAUCUCAUCAAAGUGUUAUUGUGGAUCAAAUCCUCCAAAAUUACAAAGAUGUUGCAAUAAAGAAUGGUCCUGUGGAUCGAAAUGUAAUAAAUUAUUAACCUGCGAUAAACACAAAUGUUCGGAAUUAUGUCACGCUGGAGAUUGUAAACCAUGCCCAAAAAAAAGUAUACAAAAAUGUCUUUGUGGAACAUCGCAAAAAUUGAGGGAUUGUUCAACUCCAAUUUGGCAAUGCGAGAAAAUCUGUAAUAAAGCGUUAACUUGUGGAUUUCAUAGUUGCCCGGAAAUAUGUCAUUUUGGUGAUUGUGGCGAAUGUGAAUUGUCGAAAGUUAGGACGUGUCCUUGUGGAAAAUCGAAUUAUAAUUUACCAUGUACUGAAGAAACUCCUACUUGUGAAGAUACUUGUGGGAAAUUGUUGGAAUGCGAACAACAUUUUUGUAAUUAUAAAUGUCAUAAAGAUAAAUGUGGAUCUUGUGUUGAGAUAGUAAUUAAAUCUUGUCGAUGCGGAUUACAUACCAAAGAAAUUCCAUGCAAAAAGAGAUAUUUAUGUGAAACUAAAUGUAAGCAAAUGAAGGAUUGUAAUAAACAUCCAUGUAAUCGAAAGUGCUGCGAUGGAAAUUGUCCCCCUUGCGAAAAACCUUGUGGUAGAACGCUAAGUUGUGGAAACCAUAAAUGCGGUUCGGUUUGCCACAGAGGACCAUGUUAUCCAUGCCAAUUAACCGAAAAAGUUUUUUGUCGCUGUAACGAAACGUUUAUUACUGUUUCUUGUGGACGAAAACACAAAACAAGACCGCCGAGAUGCAACAAACUUUGCCAAAUUCCACCUGAUUGUCACCAUGUGAAACGAAAUGAACAUAAAUGUCAUUUUGGUGAUUGUCCGCCUUGUCGUCAAAUUUGUGACAAACAACAUAAUUGCGGACAUAAAUGUCCUAAAAUUUGUCAUUCCGCCGUUUUGGUAACGCUAGAAAGUAAAAAAGCAUCGAUGCCUUGGGAACAAACCGCACCCCAAGUUGAAAUGCAAGCGUUACCAUGUCCAGAUUGUAAAGUUCCUGUUCCAAUAACGUGUUUAGGCGAGCACGAAACUGCUGAUUGGCCAUGUUCCAUCGCGAGACCAUCAAGUUGUGGGAGACCAUGUGGAAGAUUAUUAUCUUGUGGGAAUCAUACAUGUACAAAAUCUUGUCAUACUAUUUUAAAUGCACCAGAUAAAAUUAAUGCUGGUGAAGAUUGCGAGAACUGUUACAAUCCUUGUACUAAAACUCGUCCUGAGGGGUGCUCACACACAUGUCCAAAACCAUGUCAUCCAGGAAAUUGUCCACCUUGUAAUCAAAUGUUUAGAGUAAAAUGUCAUUGUGGUCUUAAUCAACCUUACGUGGCUUGUAAAGAAUGGAUUAUUGAGGAAAAUAAGGAAAAGUUACAAAGUUGUGGUGAUCAAUGUCCUAAUAAUUAUCCUUGCGGUCAUCGUUGUCGUUCAAAUUGUCAUCCAGGUCCUUGCGUUAACAGCGAAUUGUGCAAGAAAAAAAUUAAAGUAACCUGUCCAUGUAAACGAAUUAAAAAGGAAUUUUCUUGCGAGAAUGUUCGAAAUGGUUCCGCCGUGGUUAAUUGCGACGACGUUUGUAAUGAGAAGAAAGCCGAAGCUGAGCAGUUAAAAGCGACGGAAAUCGAGCAAAUGAAAAAAGAGGAAGCUAUAAAAAAUCGAAAAGAAUUAGAAAAAUACGAGAAAAUGUUUCAUGGGAAAAAGAAGUAUAAAGAAAAAAAGGUGCGAAAUGAAAUCGAUGAAAGAGGAUUUUUUAGUCGAUUUGGGAUUCAUAUUUUUGGGGUUUUAGUAGGUUUAAUUGCGUGUUUUUAUAUGUUUGUAAUAUUAAAAUAAAUUAAUUUAUUUUAAAAUUAUAUUUAUUUAAA